ACCUAAAUAUAUCCUCAAUCUCUUGGAAAAACUUGCAACAAAAAACGUAAUUAAUGGACUAAAUGGGACAUUAAGUCCAAAUAUGUUAGUAUAUAAUCAAGUGCAAGAACUUACAGGUGGUGAAAAUGCAGGAAGCUUAUUCAUUGCUAAAGACUUUUGGAAUUGGAUCUUGGUUUUCUGUGUAUUGCAUUUAACCUUGGAAAGUUUUAAAAUUGGAUUAUCUACAAAUUUUUUAGAAUGA
Racocetra persica is the source of this 241-nucleotide messenger RNA. NCBI's taxonomy places the organism in Eukaryota, Fungi, Glomeromycota, Glomeromycetes, Diversisporales, Gigasporaceae. The record is from the annotation of a GenBank genome assembly.